Molecule: messenger RNA, 597 nt
Organism: Aspergillus versicolor CBS 583.65
Lineage: Eukaryota; Fungi; Ascomycota; Eurotiomycetes; Eurotiales; Aspergillaceae
Exons: 1
Coding region: 1-597 (198 amino acids)
Source: RefSeq, a predicted model, not a curated record
AUGUCAAGCCAAUCCGAACCUGGUCGUGACUACGUCACAGCAGGAUAUCUCACCAAGGAAAAGACCCCUCUCACCCUCAAACACCCCCCAUUCAACAAGAACGACGCAGUCAAUCUAGUCACAUAUCUAAUCCAGUAUCUCCAUGGCCAGGGCUGCACAUACUAUGGCAUCACCUGCGGAUACCGCGUCCCAGAGCAAAAAUGGCAAUUUUGCGCCUGGUACACAAUGCCAGGUAUAACAGACGAAAAAGCAACGUCAAUACGCACGGAGCUGUUGAAAUACUCGGCCGGCCCAGCCAAAUGUGAUGGCCUUGCUGUGAACGGACCGUUUAAUCCGCGUUCGUUUUACUCUGCUGAAAUGUCUGAGGUCCAAUGGCGCUACGUGACAAAGGUCGCUGUUUGUGGGCCUUCGGUAUUUGUGAAUCGGGAUAACGAUGAAAGAAACGUUAAUGAGAUGUUUGACUUGAGAAUAGUUGACUCUGAAAUAUAUGAUAUGGAUCGACCUGGGUCAACUCUGGAGACCAUCCUGGAUGUGUUGACGUAUCGGAACGAAAAGCCGUGGGCUGUGAACCCGGUUUACGUUUCUAAAGGUUACUGA